Molecule: messenger RNA, 1404 nt
Organism: Danio rerio (zebrafish)
Lineage: Eukaryota; Metazoa; Chordata; Actinopteri; Cypriniformes; Danionidae
Gene: jpt1a
Product: Jupiter microtubule associated homolog 1a
Cellular component (GO): cytoplasm; nucleus
Source: RefSeq, marked provisional
GUCGCGUCUAAUGGGCGUGUGCAGGAGCGCAGAUUCAGCACCGACAGACUGAUGACCUGAACAGGAGACGCUCUUUGUGGCUUUAUGAUAAUCUGUCGAAUAUUGUUGAAAAGCGUGAACAAACUGUGAGUGUUGAAGAUGACGACCACCACCACUUAUCAAGGCAUGGACCCGACCGCGAGGAACAGCUCCAGGGUGCUGCGUCCACCUGGUGGAGGCUCAAAUAUUUGCUUUGGCACAGAUGAAGAGAAACCUGUGAAAAAAAAUAAAAUGGCAUCUAGUAUAUUUGCCGAACCCGAGGACCCUCAUGCCCAUCGGAGGAACAAUCCACCAGGUGGGAAACCUACAGGUGUGUUGUGUGGAGAACCAUCUGCCCCUCUCAGAAGAUGUACUGCUCAACCAGUCAACCACAGUAACAGCAUGGUUAACAAUAAUCUACCUGUGAAUGGUGAGAAUGGUGAUGAAGGCCCAAUCAGUGUCGAUUGCAUGGAAGAACCUGAACAUUUUCAGGAGCAAAAUGAGACAGCAGCUUCUUCUUCUCUGUCCACAACUGAGGAGCCUGCCGCUGGGCUUCCCUCCAGCCGCAGAAACCCACCGGGGGGCAAAUCCUCGCUAAUCUUAGGUUAAAGAAUUGCCUGAUUUAAGGUUAAGAUCUGGGCCUAUGCGAAACGAGCAUCUCAGAGUUCAUGUGCUGUUCUGUGGUCAGUGCUCAUCCUCUGCGUAACUAUUUCUAAAAUGACAAACUGACUCAAGUCAUUCAGAUCAGGACAAUUUAGUGACUGAAGCAUGUCACAAAUCUCUGAGCUUGUUCAAAGAAUAUCUUUGAAUGUUUUAAGUGUUGCUGUCUUGGUCUUGUCUUGACUGAAUGGCCUUGAUAAAUGAAGAGCAGAUACCGGUUAUGCACUGCUACUCUCAGAUUCCACAAACCAUAGGCCACAAUUUGCCAUCACAGUUCUGCCAUCCAAUGCAUUUUACCGUCAAUGGUCAGCAUUUAGUAAGUUAAGCUCCAUUCAUGUAAGCCUAAAAAAUCUCUCCCUUAUUCAGUGUCUAUGUAUUAAGUUUUGUCAGCACUUUAUGAACCAUGGCGCCCAAUUUGUGGUGCCUCAGGCCUGCUGAUGAACUAUUCUGUAUUAAAUCCAUCACUGCAAACAUUUGUAGAUGUAAGGAAUAAGAAUAAACAAUAAUUUACUGAGUGCUGAAGACAAAAAACAUAACAUCUGGUUAUUCAGUUCCACAUUAAAUCAUUGCUUGUGCAAACAGGAACGUGGUUAAAAGAGCAACAACCUGAGAGUGCAAUGAAAUGUUCUAAUCAAGAACAGGUGUGCCAGAAAAGGUGCAUGUGAGCAAGCUAUUGUGUUUGUUACAGAACAUAAAGUAAUAAAAUGUGUACACGAGUACAAACAA